AUGUCGAUCAAACUUUGGGACUCCUACGAUUUGACUCAAGUUAACCUCAUGAAGGAAGAACAAAAGAAUCCCGCAUACGUCAAGGAACGACACCCCUUUGGCCGCAUACCUGUCAUCCAAGAUGGAGAUUUUCAACUCUUCGAAUCCCGAGCCAUUUGCCGCUAUCUCGUCACCAAGUUUGGCGGUCCCUUUAGCUCUCUUGAUGCCGUCAUGAGCGGUGAUCCAGUCAAGAUUGGGAACUUUGAGAAGGCUCUCACUGAGCCGGCGUAUCCUUCUCAAGUGGAAAAAGCAACUGAAAUGUUCAAAACUGCACUUGAUUAUUACGAAGACUUCCUGGGCUCCAAUGCUUAUCUAGCUGGGAAUGACUUCAGCCUUGCUGACAUAUAUAUCUUCACCUGGAUGUCUUACAUCCACUUGCUAGGCUUGUACGAAGAAGUUACCGCGAGACCACAUGUUGAAGAUUUGUGGAAGCGUGUUUCGGGCCGCUCGGCCUGGAAAUCUGCUGUAUUGAGUUUCCAUGCGAACAAGCUAAGCACCAAGGGCUAUCUGAGACUGGUGUACGGCACACGGAUAGAAGUCCGAGAGUGCUUGACUGGCGCAGUGUUCAGGUUGGCGGUGACUUUUGACCCAUGUUUGUUCAUUCCCAAUAAGGCAACCAGAAGCGUCGCAGCAGUCACCAGCUUCAAGCGCAAGCUUGGAGUACCACAAAUACUUCCCCUCACAGAAAGCUCACUAGGUCAGUAUCUUGAAGUUGUUUCAUCUACCGACCUUCGUUUUCGUUGGUAUUGCUUCACAAUGCAUUGUUCAUCAAGUCUUUCAAGAGCCACCUUGCUCCUUUCUUGCAUCGUACCAUCUCUCGCGUCACAAUGCACGCCCUCAACCCCUGAAAAGCCCCGCGUAUUCCUCUUGAGCGACAUCGCCAACGAGCCCGAUGAUGCGCAGUCGCUCGUGCGACUUCUGGCCUAUGCUAAUGAUCUUCAGAUUGAAGGCCUAGUGGCGACGACGAGUGUCUGGCUGAAUGACACCACCCGCCCAGACCAGAUGCACGACAUUGUCGACGCAUACGGCGAAGCACUGCUAAACCUAAAGAAACAUGCUCCCGGCUGGCCUGAAGCAUCCUAUCUCAAAGGCCUAAUUGCUACCGGCUUGCCGGUCUACGGCAUGGACGGCGUCGGCGAAGAAAAGGACAGCGAAGGCUCCGACAAGCUUGUAAAGGCAGUCGACGCCUCGGACGAGCCGCUCUGGGUCCCGGUAUGGGGAGGGGCGUCCGUCCUGGCGCAGGCGUUGUGGCACGUCAACGCGACGCGAUCGUCCUCCGAGAUCGAAGCUUUCGUCUCCAAGCUCCGCGUUUAUGCGAUUUCUGAUCAGGACAAUACCGGCUCGUGGAUCCGUCGAAACUGGCCGCAACUCUUUUACAUUGCCAGUAUCCAUCACUUCAACCGCUACGCCGUUGCCGCGUGGGGCGGCAUCUCGGGUGAGGAGUACUACAACUUUCCGAGCUUCUCAAACCAGGAGGUCAUAUCGCCAGAUUGGAUCAGGCAGAAUAUCCAGAGUGUCGGGCCGUUGGGGGCGAAGUAUCCUGACGCUGACUUCAUUGUCGAGGGCGAUACACCUUCGCUUCUCUACCUGAUCCCCAACGGGCUCUCCGACCCCGAAUAUCCGGAAUGGGGAUCUUGGGGCGGCCGAUAUGGACCCGUCACCUACGGUGAGGGUCAUUACGCGGAUACGGUGGACGUCCUGAAAGGGGCUUCGGGAAGGACGAUCAUGAGUUCGCAGGCGACCGUGUGGAGAUGGAGGGAGGCGUUCCAGAACGACUUUGCUGCCCGUAUCAAGUGGUCCGCCAGUCCUGAAUUCGGUGAUGCUCACCAUGCCCCUGUCGUGGUGCUGAAUGGAGACACGUCUCGCAAGAUUGUGAAAAUGAUCGUCAAGGAGGAGGACGUCAUCGGGCUCGAUGCGCGAGAGUCUUGCGACCCGGACGGAGGAGAGUUGACGUACAAGUGGUGGCAGUACUUGGAGCCAUCAUCAAACAACAAUAAUCCAGGACGAGACGUCGGCAGACUGGAGCUGAGUGAUACCGACGCUCCCAUUAUCACAGUCACGAUGCCUUCAGAGGAGGCUCUCCGUGCCCCAGGCAGAAAUCGUCACCCGAAUGACGACAAGCAUAUGCAUCUCAUCCUUGAGGUCUCUGAUGGUACGCUGGUUUCCUAUCGCAGGGUCAUUUUCACCAUACUCGGACCUAUGAGUAAGACAGGGGAUGAAAAGUCUUCAGCCGGAAAGGCGGCUGAGCAAGCCGUUCAUGAUGAGCUGUGA
Messenger RNA from Colletotrichum lupini, 2310 nucleotides. RefSeq lists its product as uncharacterized. Gene Ontology annotation, cellular component: cytoplasm. Bases 1 to 2310 code for a protein of 769 amino acids. The transcript is spliced from 8 exons. Gene Ontology annotation, molecular function: hydrolase activity, hydrolyzing N-glycosyl compounds; glutathione transferase activity; glutathione binding. The record is from RefSeq and is a predicted model, not a curated record. NCBI's taxonomy places the organism in Eukaryota, Fungi, Ascomycota, Sordariomycetes, Glomerellales, Glomerellaceae.